CUUGUUCCACAUCAAGGAAUAAAUUCCAAUUUCUUAUGACAGGAUACUUCCCUUUAAGAGGAUGCACAACAUGCUCAACCACGUGGAAUUCUGUUGCUCGCGAAUUUGACCGGGAGACUUUCAACGGAUAGAAAAAGCAGUUUACACAGCAGCUUCCUCUUUUCUUCAAUUUCCUCCCAGUUUGCAAGAUCUUGCCUGGUUUCCACACCCGCUCUGAGCCCGAUUCCCAUGCCGUCCGCCAUAAAUGCAGCGGUGGCUCAGCAGACAGCUGCUGGGUCUGUCCCCAGCCCUGCUGUCAGCACUACAACCGAGGGCUCGGGCGGGGGCACAGGGGGGAUUUAUUCGGCCAUUAUAAGUCGCAACCAGCCCAUUAUCAGAGUAAAGGAGAAGACCUAUGAAGAGCUUCACAAGAAGUGCCUGGAGAAGAACAUCCUCUAUGAAGAUCCGGAUUUCCCACCGAAUGAGUCUUCUCUCUUCUACAGCCAGAAAAUCCCCAUCAAGUUCGAAUGGAAAAGACCACGUGAAAUCUGUGAGAAUCCACGGUUUAUUAUUGGUGGAGCCAACAGAACAGAUAUCUGCCAAGGAGAAUUAGGUGACUGCUGGUUCCUGGCUGCCAUUGCUUGCCUGACACUGAAUAAAAAACUCCUCUGCAGAGUCAUACCUCAUGACCAGUCCUUUAUACAAAACUAUGCUGGCAUCUUUCACUUCCAGUUCUGGCGCUAUGGAGACUGGGUGGACGUCGUCAUCGAUGACUGCUUACCCACGUACAACAACCAGCUGGUCUUCACCAAGUCCUCCCAGCGCAACGAGUUCUGGAGUGCCCUCCUGGAAAAGGCCUAUGCAAAACUCCAUGGGUCAUAUGAAGCUUUGAAAGGAGGCAACACCACUGAAGCCAUGGAGGACUUUACCGGAGGAGUCACAGAGUUCUAUGAGAUAAGGGAUGCCCCUAAAGAUAUCUAUAAAAUCAUGAAACAUGCCAUUGACAGAGGAUCCCUCAUGGCCAGCUCCAUUGAUGAUCACCUUGGCUUUUCCUAUGGAUCAGCUCCUCGGAGCGACAUCGGGGAACUGAUUGCUCGAAUGGUGAAGAAUCAGGAAAAUGCACAGAUGUCUCACCCCACUGUAGACUACCAGGGGACAGACGAGAGGCCAGCCUGGACCAUAAUGCCAAUGCAGUAUGAGACCCGGAUGUCUUGUGGGCUUGUCAAAGGUCAUGCCUACUCUGUCACAGCCGUGGAAGAGACAACAUUUAAAGGGGAAAAAAUACGUCUGGUAAGGCUGAGAAACCCCUGGGGGCAGGUGGAAUGGAAUGGACCUUGGAGUGACAAGUCAGAAGAGUGGAACUUUGUUAAUGAGGCAGAGAAAAUCCGCCUUCAGCACAAGAUUGUGGAGGAUGGGGAGUUCUGGAUAUCAUUUCAAGAUUUUAUGAGGCACUUCACAAAACUGGAGAUCUGUAACCUCACACCUGAUACUCUGGAAGCCGAUAAGCUCCAGACCUGGACCGUGUCCGUCAACGAAGGGCGCUGGGUGAGAGGCUGCUCGGCUGGAGGCUGCCGCAAUUAUCCAGAUACAUUUUGGACCAAUCCCCAGUAUCGCUUGAAGCUUCUGGAGGAAGAUGAUGACCCUGAGGAUGAAGAGGUUAUCUGCAGCUUCCUCGUUGCACUGAUGCAGAAAAACAGGAGGAAAGAACGCAAGCUGGGAGCCAACCUGUACACCAUUGGCUUUGCCAUCUACGAGGUACCCACUCUAGACUGCUCUUUGCACCGUGGUCACAAAUCCUGA
This is a messenger RNA of Merops nubicus (carmine bee-eater), 1779 nucleotides long. RefSeq names its product calpain-3. Gene Ontology annotation, cellular component: cytoplasm. The record is from RefSeq and is a predicted model, not a curated record. Gene Ontology annotation, biological process: negative regulation of apoptotic process; proteolysis. Gene Ontology annotation, molecular function: calcium-dependent cysteine-type endopeptidase activity. NCBI's taxonomy places the organism in Eukaryota, Metazoa, Chordata, Aves, Coraciiformes, Meropidae. The transcript is spliced from 11 exons. The coding region runs from base 229 to 1779 and encodes 516 amino acids.